Molecule: messenger RNA, 1354 nt
Organism: Dipodomys spectabilis (banner-tailed kangaroo rat)
Lineage: Eukaryota; Metazoa; Chordata; Mammalia; Rodentia; Heteromyidae
Gene: CUNH22orf23
Product: chromosome unknown C22orf23 homolog
Exons: 7
Coding region: 96-746 (216 amino acids)
Source: RefSeq, a predicted model, not a curated record
GGGCUUCCACCCGGUGCCGCUGUGUGCAGGAGGGGGACACCCAGGAGCGGUCUCACCCGACUCAGCCCCGCGUGAGGCUUUAACACGACCCGCCCAUGGCUUCGCAGGAGAGGACGGAGACCGCGGACAAAGGGCCGAGACUCUGGCACGCCCCCAAGAGCGCCACGUACACCCCGGAGACCUGCGAGCUGCUCCGAGUGAUGAUGAAGGAAUCCCAGCUGACCAACCUCCAGCAGCGCCACAUCAUGGACACCAUAAAAAGAGGAGACCCUUUGCCCCUACAAUGCAACCCGACUUCCAGCCCAAGAAGAUGCUCUGUCAAGCAGCCCACCUCCAGCCAUCUGCCCCCCAUCCUGACCGCCCGCUCUGGCCUCCGGCCCGCCAGUGUGUGCCAGGCCAACGGGGCCUACAACAGGGAGCAGUUCAAGCCUCGAGCCACAAGAGAUCUGGACAAGGAGAAACGAAGGCUCCAAAACAUCUUCGCUACUGGGAAGGACCAAGAGGAACGGAAAAAGAAGGAACCCCCUGUGCAGCAGCAGGACCCAGGCCCGGAGGUGGACCGGUUUGAAGAACUGGUGAAGGAGAUCCAGGACAGGAAAGAAUUCCUGACUGCCAUGGAGGCCCUGGGGCAGGGCAAGCAAUACCGAGGGCUCAUCCUCGCUGAGAUCUCCCAGAAACUCCGGGAGAUGGAAGACAUUGACCGCAAGAGGAGCAAGGAACUUAGCAAGGUUCUAGCCUCCACGUAAGAUGAGCAGGCCAGCGCAGCCUGGCCACAGGAUCCCACCCACACCGGCCUCCAGCCAUGUCAGCUGGUGGUGUGCCACUUCCUUGAUGUACAGAAGCCAAGGGGCUCCCUCGACCCUCCAGGGAUGUUUGGCACCCACAGUCAGACACAGACUUGGAAUGCUGGAAUCUUUUCUAGGGUGAGCGCCCAGAUCCAGUGAAGGCAAGGCCCAAGCCUCACCCAUCCCGGACAUGCUGCAAGGCCACCCAGCGGUCCCUCCCACCCACCACCCACCUCCGCAGCCUCUGGGGAUCCCGUUUGUGGCCUUUCCGAACUUAGGAAUGAAGAGGACUCCUUCCAUCUGCUGUCUUAGGACCUAUUAUUUAUUUGACUUUUUGUAGCCUCUGCAAGGAUUAAUUGGCCUUAAUAAAACACAUUUAACUUGGGGGUCUCCACAUGCAACUCCCUGCUUUCAGAGGGAAAAUUAUUUAGAACUUGUCAAGAACAUAUGAUUUCCAUCCAACAGGUGCUGGAUGGAAAGAAAAUCGUGAGACUCCGGUUAGCCACCAGAAAGCUGGAGCACCAGCCUUGAGUGUCCAAGCUCUGUACAGGUGUGUACAUGCAUGCACA